This is a messenger RNA of Penicillium mononematosum, 1155 nucleotides long. RefSeq lists its product as uncharacterized. The record is from RefSeq and is a predicted model, not a curated record. The transcript is spliced from 2 exons. Lineage: Eukaryota; Fungi; Ascomycota; Eurotiomycetes; Eurotiales; Aspergillaceae. The coding region runs from base 1 to 1155 and encodes 384 amino acids.
AUGGCGCUGAUCACUGCCAAGGAAGCCAAUGAAGCGCAGUACCCCACGACACAGCGCGCAUCUAUGGAUGAGGCUCUAAUGCCAGGAUUGGUUUCCAAGGCACUGGACCGACAAUGCAGGAAGGGAUUUUGCGAUUUCGUGGAUGCGGUAUUUCCGAACAUUUAUUACACUUACAGCACCCGGGUGGAACUUCCUUGGUUCGAGAUCGCUCAGUACGACCGAGGCGCAGGAAUUGCAAUGGAAUGGGGGAUUCUUGCCAGUCAGGAAAUGUACGGCCGCGGACUGCGUUAUCUGGUUCAGGCUGUAAAGAACCCUGCUACUGUUGGCACGGAAGAUACCCUCGGAGCCGCAAUCCUGCUAGGGAUUUAUGAAUUGAUGAAUGCAACUGGGCAGAACUCAUGGCUGCUGCAUUCACGUGGAAUCUCACAUCUCCUGCGUCUAAGGGGGGCGAAGAAUCACGCGAGUGGGUAUGGCCGUACCCUGCUGUUAUCCUUUCGAGGACUUUUAGUUUACGAGGCCUUCACUCGCGGGGAGGCAUGUUUCCUGGAAAGCGAGGAGUGGAGGUCAACUCUUCCAGAGACCCUAGAAGACGAGGAACGGCGUGGCACAAGCUGUGGUCUGGGCCAGCUCAUGGACUAUGCAUUCAACGAGAUAGCUCGGUGCCCUGGAUUCCUUGCCAAGACCAAAUCCCUAGUCGCCUCCUCGCGAACCACCGAGGCGGAGAGAGAGGAUUUAACGGGUGCAAUCAACAGCAGCCGAGAGGUCCUGGGUGAUGUGGAAAUCCAGAUAAUGGCUGGGGUUAAGGCUGAUCAUGAAGGGAAUAAGAGAGAGUCUCGGGCUUUCUUUGGAUUGAUUCCCCCUUCUAUCAAAGAUGCAUCGGUGAAAUUCACGCUUGAGGGGGUUCAUUCAGGGAUCGCACUUCUCCGGCAGUUGUCAGUUGUGCUAAUGUCCGAUCGGAGUCGACAAAAAGCAGUAACACCGUGGUUAAAACUCGGUCCCUGUAAGAAUGAGUGGAAGCUCAUUAAGAACGCUGGAGAAAUUGCCCAGGCCCAAAAAGAUACUCGACUGCACCCAACAGGUCCACAGCAACAGGGCAGCGGGAAGAUCUGGCAUGACCGGAUCGCCUUAGCAAUGGGGAUGCCAGAAAUGGGUUGA